Messenger RNA from Prosopis cineraria, 4859 nucleotides. RefSeq lists its product as uncharacterized. The record is from RefSeq and is a predicted model, not a curated record. The coding region runs from base 2140 to 3609 and encodes 489 amino acids. NCBI's taxonomy places the organism in Eukaryota, Viridiplantae, Streptophyta, Magnoliopsida, Fabales, Fabaceae. The transcript has 5 exons.
CUGUGAUCUCAGGUUGGCAACUGCCGCAAAAUAUCUGGCGGGUCCCAUUUCACGCAUAGCUGCUUAUUUGUGUUGCCUUAACCAAUUCAAUGGAGACCUUGAGAAAGCAAAAAAUGAGCUGAAGACAAGACUAAAGGAAGUGAGUGAGCGUAAGGAACAAGCUGCUGGAAGAACUGAGGAAAUAACGCUGCCUGUGAAGAACUGGUUGGAUUAUGUGGAGACUAUUCUAGCGGAUGUGCAAAAGCUGGAACGAGAGGGUUGAAGGAGGAGCAAAGAAAUGCUUCCACGUGUCACUCAGGUAGUCCUUAGCCAAACAAAUGGACGAUAAGGCUAAGCAGAUGAUAAAGAUCAAAAACGGUUGCCACUUUGAGCCGUUUUCCUUUUCCGCCCAAGUUCCUGGCAUCGCUUACUUCUCUUCCAAAAAUUUUGUGGAUUUCAACUCGAGGAAAUCCACUAAUAAUCAUCUUUUGGAGGCAAUCAAAGAUGGCAAGAACCAGAUGAUUGGACUAUAUGGAAUGGGGGGGGGUAAAACCACCUUGGCAAGGGAAGUGGGUAAGAAAGUGGAUGAAUUGAAGCUUUUUGAAAAGUUCAUCAUGGUGCUUGUUUCAAAACCUCCAAAUGUUUGCAAAAUUCAACAGGAUAUAGCAGAGCAAAUAGGUUUGGAACUUAAGGAGGAAUUGCAAUCUAAUAGAGCACAGAGACUGUCUUUAGGAGUAGAAAAUAAGAAGAUUCUCAUAAUCUUGGAUGAUGUGUGGAGCACUCUAAAUCUUGAAGAAAUUGGUAUUCUUCCAAAUGAAAAUCGUUGUAUUUUGUUAACCACUCGCCUCAAAGAUGUAUGUGACUCUAUGCGUUGUGGAAGUAUAAUUGAAUUAUCUCUCUUAGAAGAGGAGGAAGCGUUGACUUUUUUAAAGAUGCGUGCAGCCAUAACCAGUGAUUCAUUGAAUGACUUUGAUGGCGUGGGAAGGAAUAUUUGAUGAGUGCAAGGGACUUCCUAUUGCCAUUGAGAUGGUGGGAAAAACAUUAAGAGGAAAAAGUAUUGUCGAGUGUAACUCAACAUUGCGAAAGCUAAAAAGUUCCCCAGCAUUAGAUAUUGAUGAGGGUUUAAGGGGUCCUCAUAAAGUUCUCGAAUCGAGUUAUGAUAAUUUGCCAAGUCUGCUAGCCAAGUCGCUCUUCUUAUUAUGCUCUAUGUUUCCUGAGGAUCAUAAAAUCCAUGUAGAGGAUUUAAUUCGAUUUGGCAAGGAGACUCUGGAGCUUGAGGAGAUUGCGUACACAAUGGAAGAUGCAAGGAGUGAGAUUUCAGUAAGCAUUAACACAUUAUUAAAUUCAUCUUUGUUAAUGCCGACAGGUGAGCAAGAAUGUGUAACAAUGCAUGACUUUGUUCGAGAUGUAGCUUUGUGGAUUGCAAAGAACUAAUGUCAAGUAAUUAUGGUGGAAAGCCAUGUGGUUUCAAAAACAUUGGUUGAAAAUAAAAGUUUGAAAGACACAAAAGUAAUAUCGUUGUGGAAUUUAGAUUGGAAUUUUAAGCUCUCCAAUCAAUUGCAUUGUCCAACACUGGAAAUUCUUUUACUCCAUCCUUAUGGGUUCAUUGAUGAUCUUGGAGGGAUAGAAGCACUAAAAGUCUUGGCCUUCAUACAAUCUAGCUUUGAAUGGACGUCUAAUAUGAGACAAUAUUGGGGGAUGCAAAAAAUUCAGUGGUUAGAUCCACAAGUAAUUGUGUCAUUAACAAAUCUUCACACCUUAUGCCUUAGAGCAAAAAUAUUGGGUGACAUCUCUUUCUUGGGUGAACUUAAAGGAUUGGAGAUUUUUGACUUGCGUUAUUCUCAAUUUAAUGAAUUACCAACUAGAAUUGUAGAAAUGAAAAGGUUGAAACUUCUAGAUGUGUUUGGUUGUGAAAUUGAGGGAAGUCCUUUGGAACUAAUUGGAAGAUGUGAGUGACUUCAAGAAUUAUACAUUUUUGAUACAAAAUCUGCCAUCCCAGAAAAUUUUUCUCUUCCAAGAUUGGAGAGGUAUGUUAUCUAUGAUUCCACAGGUAGAUUUUAUAGAUAUGCAGCUCCUCUUCUACAAUAUUUUGAUGGUUGUCUUGAAGUAUUAAGAGCUUUAUGUAUACAAGGCUUCAUAGUCUAUGCUCUAGGUUCAUCAAUGAAAGAUCUCAUUCUUAGAGCUAAUUUCCUUUGGUUGGAGAAUUGUCAGUGGGAUCAUAAAGAUCUAAGUUUAAAGAUAAAGCAUUUGGAAAUUUCAUCAUGUCCAGAGAAAAGAUUCAUUGUCAAUAUCUCUGAACUCAACAGUCUCCAAACAAAACAUGUUUUCUCCUACCUGAUUACUUUAAAAUUGAGAGAAAUGAAUUGUCUUGAACAAGUGUUUCAGGAUUCGUCUAACAGCUUCUCUCUCCCGAUGUUACAAGAGUUGUGUAUAGCAUGGUGUCCUGAAUUGAGAACUUGCAUCUUUACACAUACCACUGUUACAAGCCUACCAAAGUUGAGAAAACUUAACAUAAGAUAUUGCAAAAAAGUCAAAUGGCUAUUCCCUUAUUCUCGUGUUUGCCAUUGUCCUUCACUAGAGAAAUGGCGAAUACAUGAUUGCUCCGAACUUGAGAGGCCCAUUGGUGGAGAUGGUGAUGAAGACAUAGCACAUGAUGAUCAAUCACAACGUCAAGGAGAGUCCCUUUAUGAUAUGCAAGAUUUUUUACAUGGGAAUGAGAGUGAGAGAGUACAAUGCUUCAAUCAGUUGCCAGAUCAGAAGCCCUUGACCCCCUUCCUAAAUUUGAAACGUGUAAAGAUUUCAUUAUGUGAAAGAAUGAAAGGUAUAUUUGAAGUCCAAGUGAGAGAAGCACAAGAUCCUAAUUUGAGGCUGAAUUCAGAGUUGUGUAAAUUAAGAUUACAAGAACUACCAGAGUUAGAAUAUAUUUGGAAGGGCCCUACACAAAUUGUGAGCCUUCAUAGGCUUGAAGUUGUUUUGUUGGAUGUGUGCCCACGAUUGAAAAGUGUCUUUUCUCUUGCUAUCCUUACAAGCUUCCUAGAGUUGAGGACACUUGAAGUAGUGAAUUGUAAAGAAUGGGAGCGACUCUUUUGUGAAGAAUCACUUAAAAAUCUUUCUUAUAAUGUUUGCUUCCCCAAACUUAAGGCGAUUCUUAUAAAUUAUUGCAACACAGUGAAAAGGUUGUUCUCUUAUUCUCUGGCUUCUCUUUGUCCUCCACUAGAGGUGCUCAACAUAAAAGAUUGGUGUGAACUUGAUAUGCUUGUUGAUGGAGAUAGUGAUGAAGAAGCAGCAAUUGGGGAUCAGCUACCGCUUCUCCAACUAGAGCAAUUAUAUCUGGUAGACUUGCCAAAAUUGAGGGAGAUUUUUAGAGGAGAAUUUGAGUACAAGCUGGAGUCCCUUCAUGAUCUACACAAAAAUGAGAAUACGAGAGUAGGGGCAGUGGAUUCAGAAUUAUGUCUAAUGGAAUUACGUAGACUACCAGAGUUGGAAUUUAUUUGGAAUGUCCCCACCCAAAUUAUAAGCCUUCAUAGGCUUGAACAAGUUCGGUUGGUAAGUUGCUCGAGAUUAAAAAGUAUCUUCACUCUUGCUACAAUUUCAAUUCUUCCAGAGUUGAGGACACUUGAAGUGAGAUAAUGUGACGAAUGGAAGGGAAUAUUUGUAAACAAUCACUUAAGAACAUUUCUUCUACUUCUUCCAUUGUUUCCCCAAACUAGAGAUCAUUGGUAUAUCGAACUACCACAAAGUGAAAAGACUGUUCUCAUAUUCUCUAGCAUCUCAUUGUCCGUCACUAGAGGAGAUAACUAUACAUGAUUGCUCUCAACUUGAGGGUGGUGUUCAAGGCUAUGAAGGUGAACAAGUUUCUGGUUGUCAUGGUCAUGAAAAGUUGUUCCCUAAACUGAAUAAAUUAGAACUCACAUGGUUGCCAAAGUUGACAGAGAUUUGCGCAGAUCUUGAAUUCAAUCUCCUAUCCGGUAUUAUGGAUAUAAAAGGUUGUCCAAGUAUAUGUAGCAUCCCAUUACAAUACAAUGCCUCACCAGAUUUGGAGUACAAGUUGGAGUCCGUUCAUGAUAAACUGGGGUGUUUACAUGUUCUGAAGGUGAACAAGUUACAGGUCAUGAUCAUCAAAAGCUAUUUCCUAAACUAAAUCGGUUGAAUCUCAUAGUUGCCAAAGUUGAGAGAGAUCUAUGCAGGUUAUGAAUUCAGCCCCAUAUCAGGUACUUUAAGUAUAAAAGAUUGUCCAAACAAUGCCUUAUCAGGUACCUAUGCAUAUUUUUUUAUCUUAUAGUCUUAUCAAACACGUAAUGUGCAUGUUACUGUUUUUGUCACCAAUACUUCUGGUAUCUAUAUAAUUGUCUUUAUAUCAAAAUCCAAGAAAUAUAUUAACUAAAUGACAUGGUACAGUAAUAUAAGAGCUUUAAUAAUUGUAUAACACAAAGUAAUUAAUCACCAUUUUCACAUUUUUUAACACAUCAUUCUUAUCAUUACAAAUAGUUAGCUUAAAUUUAAUAUUUAAUGAAAAUUUUGAAAAAUGUGUAGAAAAAAUAAGGCCGUUAGUUUUUAUUUUGUCAAUAUACCAUUGUGGUGUGAUAGUCAAGCUGCUAAUUAAUUAUAUUGUUUUUUUUUUACAGAUUCAUAUAUCAUAUCAGAAAAUUAGAAAACAAAGGGGUGAUCAUGAUGAGCUUUUGAUCUUCUAAUUAAUGAUGUUUUAUCUGUAGUUGUGUUUACUGAGUGGUGUGUGGAGAUGUGUUGGAUUUGUUUAAGUGUGUUGAAGAUUAUACAAAAACCAAAAUGAUGCAUAAAAUUUAGAUAUAUCUUUACUUGAACUUAUGUUUGACUUGAGAUGUAUUAGAAUUAUAGAUGUAAUUGUAUAAUAAUUGUGUGGC